Messenger RNA from Alternaria rosae, 1062 nucleotides. RefSeq lists its product as uncharacterized. NCBI's taxonomy places the organism in Eukaryota, Fungi, Ascomycota, Dothideomycetes, Pleosporales, Pleosporaceae. The transcript is spliced from 2 exons. The record is from RefSeq and is a predicted model, not a curated record. Bases 1 to 1062 code for a protein of 353 amino acids.
AUGAACACUGUACGCGCACUCACCAUGAUCGCAGUUGCCGCAGGCGCUGCCGCGGAAUCUGCCCAAUGGAGUCCCGCUAUCAACCACGUUCUCGCUCAUGCUGUAGCUACACGUGACGACCACUGCGCUGAGCUUCCAAAGCUCUGCACAGAUGCGGUGCUGCUACGUGGCUAUGAGACGACUCUGACCUACCUGUGUCCCGAGAAGACCGAAGGCCCAUCUACUGUCACCGUCACUACAACCAGGACGACUACGGUCACGGCUGACAAGAGCCUGACCUCUAGCGUUGCUCCCGCUCCCACCUCGGAUGUUGGAGCUUCUCCUUCAGGACAGCCUAACCCCAACAUUCCUGUCUCAGCCACUUCAGACGCUAGAGGUCCUCCCGCAGAGGAGCUCACCACAACCGUGAUCAUUCAGUCAACAGUCCAGGUUACCAUCACUAGAUCGGUCACCAAGGUCGCCCCCAGCUCCACGUCUUCGCUUCUUCCUCCUCCAUCGAUCACUUGGUCCUUCACGGCGGUCCUUCCUACCGAUGUCAAAUCCUCUCAUGUCUCGGGCGGAUCGUCGUCGGCGUCUCGCAUUGAGCUACCUUCGACAGUGUCGUCCGUCGGUCCGCCGUCAUCUAGCACGAGCAAGUCGUUUGGAUUGUUCCCUAGCCAUACUGUUAGCAGCUCGUCUUCGGUGGCUUCCACGUCUUGGUCACCUUCGACGUCUUCGGCGGCUUCCACGUCUUCGUUGGAUCCCAUGUCUUCGGCUGCUUCCACGUCUUCGAUGGCGGCUUUACCGUCGGGUGGUCAUCUUGCUCCACCUUUCGCGAACGGUACCGCUAUCAGCUACACCCCGGGCAUCUUCCCCACUCUGAACGCAAGGAACGACAAGUCCACCACGACUAUCACCUCUACGGUCACUCACCAUGCCUCUAACCAUGCCAUGGACUCUGCCCAUGCCUUGGACAUCGCUCAUGCUGCGGCCACCGAGACCAAGAAGGGCCAGGCGGGAGAUAAUCGGGCCUCGUUCAUUGCGCUGUUCUUCGGCGUGUUGGUUGCUACCUGGCUUAUCUAA